Molecule: messenger RNA, 4081 nt
Organism: Eublepharis macularius
Lineage: Eukaryota; Metazoa; Chordata; Lepidosauria; Squamata; Eublepharidae
Product: zinc finger protein 420-like
Exons: 7
Coding region: 248-2554 (768 amino acids)
Biological process (GO): regulation of transcription by RNA polymerase II
Molecular function (GO): DNA-binding transcription factor activity; RNA polymerase II cis-regulatory region sequence-specific DNA binding
Source: RefSeq, a predicted model, not a curated record
CCCCCCCCCCCAUGGCACCGUAGUCUUGCUGCAGGCAUCAAUCAAGCUCGACCCCCAGGAUCGACAUAGCAACUACUACAACAAGUAUCUGAAGAAGUGAGCUGUGGCUCUCGAAAUCUCCUACCCUACCACUAAUGUUGUGAGUCUUAGAGGUGCUACUGGACUCUUGCUCUUUUCCACUGCUACAGACAGACAACCACGGCUACCCACCUUGAUCUGCCACAGCAAGAGACGUGGCCCUGGAAAGAUGUCGGGUGGAUAUUCUGGGCCUCCCCUUCUGUGUGAUGGGGCAGAAACACCAUUUGUGCUGCCAGAUAAGGUUCUGGUGACCUUUGAGGACGUGUCUGUGGAUUUCUCGGAGGAGGAGUGGGCGCUGCUGGAUCCGGGCCAAAGGGCUCUGCACAGGGAAGUCACGGAGGAGAAUUACAGGAACCUGGCCUCUCUCGGGCUUGUGGUUCCUAUACCCGAGUGGGUCUCCUUGCUGGAAGAAGGGGACGAUCCAGUUGCACAGGUCUCCGAGGAGGGAGAGACUUUGGCAGGACCUCUGAUUGCCACACCGGUCCUCGUAUCCGGGCUGGAGGAAGAGGAGGCGCUGCUUAUCGAGUUCUGUGAUGAAGAGGAAGGAGUGGCUGGGAGCAGCCUAGAUGGUGUGUGGGAGUUGGCAACUGAAUAUCCUGUGAUGGAGCGAGAACAUACAUAUUCAGAACUGGAAGAGAACAAUGAAUAUUUUGAUGCAUUAAGCGUGGUGGAGGGAACAAACCCACUUAAUGAGAGGGAAAAUUGUGAUGUUUUCCAAGGUAACAUUUCUCAAGAAAUGCCACUCUUUCAGAAAAUAUCCAAAGGAGACAAUAGGGAUGAGUGUCCAGGAAGUGUGGAAGGAUUUUCUGAAAUAGCAGAUACAACUAUGCAUUGGAACACCCAUAAUACAAGGAAAACAUUUAAAUGCCUAGAAUGUGGACAAACCUUUGGACGGAAAGAUACUCUAACUUCCCAUCAAAGAAUUCACACAGGGGAGAGACCACAUAAAUGCUUCGAAUGUGGGAAAAGCUUCAGUGAGAGGGGAAGCCUUAUCUUACACCAAAAAAUUCACACAGGGGAUAAAAAAUAUAAAUGCCUAGAGUGUGGGAAAUGCUUCAUUCAGAGUCAGAACCUUUCUGCUCACCAAAGAACUCAUACAGGGGAGAAACCAUACACAUGUCUGGAGUGUGGGAAAAGCUUCAGUCAGAGUGGAACCCUUUCUUCCCAUGAAAGAAUUCACACAAGGGAUAAAAAAUAUAAAUGCCUGGAGUGUGGAAAACGCUUCAUUCACAGUCAGAACCUUUCUGCUCACCAAAGAACUCACACAGGGGAGAAACCAUACACAUGUCUGGAGUGUGGGAAAAGCUUCAGUCAGAGUGGAACCCUUUCUUCCCAUGAAAGAAUUCACACAGGGGAUAAAAAAUACAAAUGCCUGGAGUGUGGGAAAACCUUCAGUCAGGGUGGACACCUUACUCACCAUCAAAGAAUUCACACAGGGGAGAAGCCAUAUACGUGUCUAGAAUGUGGAAAAUGCUUUAAACGGACAGAUGAACUUACUUCCCAUGAAAGAAUUCACACAGGGGACAAACCAUAUAAAUGCCUGGAGUGUGGGAGACGCUUCAGUCAGAGUUCAGCCCUUACUUCCCAUGAAAGAACUCACACAGGGGAGAAGCCAUACAAAUGUCUAGAGUGUGGGAAAAGCUUCAGUCAGAAUGGAAACCUUGCUUCCCAUCAAGCAGUUCACACAGGGAAGAAAAAGUAUGAAUGCCCAGUGUGUGGAAGAAUUUUCAGUCAAAGUGGAAACCUUACUACCCAUCAAAAAAUAGUUCACCGUGGGGAGAAACCGUAUAAAUGCCAGGAUUGUGGGAAAAGCUUCAGUCAGAAUGCAAAACUUACUCUUCAUCAAGCAAUUCACACAGGGGAGAAAAAGUAUAAAUGCCUGGAGUGUGGAAAAAGCUUCAGACAGAGUGGAAAUCUUGUUUCACAUCAAAGUAUUCACACAGGAGAAAAACCAUACAAAUGCCUGGAGUGUGGGAAAGGUUUUAGGCAGAAGUAUCAGCUAUGUUGCCAUGAAAGAAUCCACACAGGGGAGAAACCAUAUAAAUGCCUGGAGUGUGGAAAAGCCUUCGGACGGAAAGAUAUUCUUACUUUUCAUCAAAAAAUUCACACCAGGGAAACGCCAUAUAAAUGCCGGGAGUGUGGAAAAUGCUUCAGUCAUAGUAGAAACCUUUCUUCCCACCAAAAAAUUCACACAGGGGAUAAAAAAUAUAUAUGCUUGGAGUGUGGAGAAAGCUUCAGUUUGAGCGGAAGCCUUACUUCCCAUCAAAGAAUCCACACAGGGGAGAAACCAUAUACUUGCCCAGAGUGUGGGAAAAGCUUCAGACAGAGUUCAACCCUUGCUUAUCAUCAAAAAAUUCACACAGGGGAGAAAAAAUAUAAAUGCUUACAAUGUGAUAAAAGCUUUGGGAGGAGGGAUAGACUAAAUUCCCAUCAAAGAAUUCACACACAGGAAACUGCAAGUGUUGAGAAAUCUUAAUUAAAAUGGAAACUUUACAUCCCAUGAAAGAAUUCACCUAGGGGGAAAACCUUAUAAAUUCCAGCAGUCUUGAAAAUAUUUCCAUCAUGGUGGAAACCUUACUUCCCAUUAAUAUAACUCAUACCUGGGAGGAAACCUAGAUAUUUCUGAAGUGCGGAAACACAUUAUAGCCAAACUAAUUUUAUUAGAAAAUUAGGAAUGCAAUAUUAUAACAUGUACAAUAUAAAAUGCAGAGAACUUGCCAAAAUGUUUUGUAGAUUAAAACUACAUCCCUAUCCUCUUCAAAAUGGUAGUUUCAUAAAGAAAAUACCACGAUUUCCAUUUUAUAACUUGUGUUUUUGUAUGGAAUGAUACAGUUGUGGGAGCAUAUUCGACCUCAACAGGCCGCCUGUUCCAUUCAACAGGGGCCUCCAGAGAGAAUGAUUCUGUACAGGUAUCCAUUGCUCUUGCCUGUUAGUGUUGCUCAGGUAAGCGAAGGUGUUUUAGCAGCUCAUGUUGAGUGAGGAGGCCCUGUGGAUUUGUGGGACCUGGACGGGCAGGAGGAUUCAGCUGGAUUCGGCUGGCAUCAAUGCCGGUCUCUUUCUUGGUUGUUUCAAAUGAGGUUGCUGGAAGGUUCGAUGGUAGUUCCGGUUUCUGCCAAUCCCCGCAGCUGGCUUCCUUGGGCAGCAGCCUCCAGCACCUGUAUCCAUGGCAUGGGAACAUGGAGAUACGACUCCUGUAAUGUAUUCUACAUAGUCUCCCCUCAGAGUCAACUCAGAGGCUCCCAUUGGUGCUGAAUCCCGCAGAUAUCUAGGCAGAGGUUGACUAUAACUCCUAUUCUGCAAUCACUUCAUUGGCUACUCAUAAGUUACUGGGCUCAGUUCAAGGUUUUGGCAAUCUCAUACAAAGCCCUUCCUGUCUGUGGGACAGCCUCGCCCCCUGUGCUCCAACAUGGCAGCUCCGCUCGUCUGAACAGGGCCUUCUGCAGGCGCCACCCUUCAAAGGGGCAAAACCAACAGCUGCCCCUGUACGGGCAUCCUCUGCCGCAGCCCCUGCCUUAUGGAAUGGCCUCCCUGAAGAGGUCAGCAAAACUCCUCCUCUCCUGGCUUUCUGCCAACACUGCAAAACUGAAUUAUUCACGAGGGCUUUCUUAGGCAGCUAUUAGGGCUGUGCUGUGAGAGUCGCCUUAAAGAGAGGCAUUGGUACAGGGACAGGAUCUGUAGACUCUACUACUGCGUACCGUCUGUGGCUGUAAGUGUGCUCCUACUUCAUAGUUUAAUAAGUCCUAUCAAUCUGCUUUGGUUGUGUUUCAGUGUUGUUGUCCCCCCCCCCCUCCAGCGCUGUACUGGAUUUCGACUCAGUUUCACCAUUGGUUUUUCUACUGAACUUCUGCUUGUUUUCAAAUUUCAGCUAUCCCACCCUAUCGCAUUGUUUAUUGAACAGCUGCUGAUUAUACUGACGUAUUCUUUGUAAUCCACCUUGAAUCUCAGUGAGAAAGGCAGACUAUCAGUAAUGUAAAUAAAUGAAAUAAAAUAGACCACUCAGUCA